UGAAGUCAUUUCAUUUUUGGCUAUUGUCUAUGGUUUUCUUUAAACGUAUAAUCAUAUUUUGUAGGAAUUUAAGAUAUAUAUAUGUCAGGUAAAUACAACUGGAUAUAGUCUGAUAUUUUUGUAUGAAAUUAAUAAUUAUAUUUAUAAAUGAUGGAAUAUCUUACAAAGUGACGAUAUUUGUGUUUGAUUUUAUUUUGCAAUCUGUGUAGUUUGCAAUUGAGCAUUUGUAGCGCAAAGGAGUAACAGAGGUAGAAAAUUAUAAAUAAAAUUAUAAAAAAAAACAUUACUGUUACAAAGUAAGAAAAUUUACCUUUUAUUCUCAAAAUGGCAAACAAACUCCUAUUAAUGUGGCUGUUCUUUUUGUGCUCAAUGAUUACAUCAAAUAAAGCAGACAGCGUUAAUGAUACAGAACAAUUGCUUUCCGAAUUGUUUGCAAACUAUAAUAACAUUGUGCGUCCAGUGACAGACCACACAAAGGCCUUAAACGUAAGCAUUGCACUAUUUGUUAAGUCUUUAAAGGAAUUUAACGAAGUGGAAGAAACGUUUUCGUACACUGGUGCUCUUCAGAUGACAUGGAUUGACUAUCGACUGAAAUGGGAUCCAGAACAAUAUGGUGGCCUUGAGAGUAUAACAGUCCCCGUAUCAAAGGUGUGGUUACCAGAAAUCUUUCUCGCAUCACCAGCAACCACGAAAAUGUAUUUUGUCCAAAGUUGGAACAAGGCGCGGAUAUGGGAAGACGGAACCAUUGACUUACUUCAAGGGGCUAUGAUUGAAACUACUUGUUCCUUGAACGUCGAAUAUUAUCCUUUUGAUGUCCAAGCGUGUGACACUCUAUUAAUGUCACUUGCUUACAAGAACAACGAGGUUAACUUGUUGAAAAUCGGGCAGACGGGCAUAGACUUCACCCUUUACCAAAACAGCUCACUUUGGGAGAUUACGUCAACAUCUGUUUACGUUGAAACCAUAGCAACCGGAACUGAACUCCAGAUGCAUUUUAUUUUUUAUUUGAAAAGGAAAUCCGCCUAUAUGAUUCUAAAUGUUUUGAUGCCUAUUCUAUUUUUAUGUUUGCUGAAUGCACUGGUGUUUUGGCUAGUUCCGGAAUCCGGGGAACGAAUUGGAUAUUGCAUUACCACCCUACUGGCCAUCGCUGUUUAUAUGACUAUCGUUAUGGACACACUGCCUCAGAGUUCGGACCCGGUACCGUUAAUAUCGUACAAACUUGUGAUUGACCUGAUUAGCAGUUCUCUUAUAAUAGUGGUCGUCAUCUUCAACAUGCGCCUGCACAACAAAGACGGCGAUCAGAAAGUUCCAGGCUGGCUCAGGUCGCUGUAUCGAACCCUUACAUGCUUCAACUGUAUGCAAAAGAAAGUUAACCCUGAAGUCAUCCCAGUUCAGGAUGCAACGUGGCAAAAGAAUGAAACUGUUGAAAAUGGCUGUGAGGAAAAGAAAAAGAUUCUGAGGAAUGAUGACAACUCGACUGAUGAGGAUGGAAACAAAAUAACAUGGCAAGAUAUCAGUGCUAUGGUUGACUGGUGUGCCUUCGUUUUCUUUGUUAUGUGCUCUCUGCUAAGCUUCUUUGUGUUUGUUGGUGUUGCACUUGGAAAUACAUAAAGACUGUAUUAGACGAUAGUGCGUGUUAUUUGUAGCUUGCAGAAUAAGUCGAGGUAUUUUGCAAGCAUUGGUGUAUCGUCGUGUUAAGCUUGGAAAAACUUUAACUUUAAUGUUAUCUAUAAUUAGAAACGCUACUUAAAGUAAAGCAAGAUGUCCAAAAUGUUCAAAGCCGUUCAAGAUAUUCUCAUAAAACGUAGUACACCUGUUGUCUGUAUAGCAAUCAAAAAAAUAUUGACUUACAUCGCGUUUAUCGACUGAAAUUAAAGGGAAAGAUAAACAUUAAAAACAGACUAGAGUUGGAAUUCGUUGAUGGUGAUCUUGUUUUAUAUUUUAAUUAACAAUAGGUUAUCACGUUUUAACCCGUUUAUUAUUAAAGCAUGCCUCGAGGAUAAUCAUUAUUUAAGAUGUAUAAGACACUUUGGCAUACACUACCUAAAGUGAAGAUUUUUGCACCCAACAACGCCAUUCUUCUUCACGAAUAUUUCAAUUUUCAUUUUUUGAAUUUACUUUUUACAUUUUGGCUUAAGUAUAAAUAAACUUCAAUACUCUGUUAUAUAUUUACUUUCUUUAUUUUUUUGCAAGGUAAUACUGAAGCAUUUCGCUUGACGUACAUCAUUUAAAUAUCCAGAAUGUUUUUUCGUCCAUUCUUUAGGUUGUACAUUUUUAUACCAAAACGAUCUUAAGAAUUACUUUUGCAUUUGAAACGGUUGAUGCAAAUGUAUAGCUGUUGUAUUUUUGUAUAUUGAAUAUUGUGUUUGUUUAUUUUUACAUCUUUCUUAUUAAUCUUUUUUUAAGCACUUAAUCAUUACCCGACUAUUUGUUUCGGUUUUGUUAUAGAUCAUAGAAUAUUUAGACUAAACUUUAAUUGCAUGAAUUUAUAUUACAUUAUAUUUCGUUAUACUGACUCAAACAUUACUAUAAAAUUAUUCUUCAGCAUGUGUUUGUAUAGUGUUCCUUUUUUCUUAUAAAUCUUUUUUAACAACUUAAUCAUUAUCCGACUAUUUGCUUCGGUUUUUGUUAUAGAUCAUAGAAUACUAAGACUAAACUAUAAUUGCGUGAAGUUAUAUUUCAUACAUUUAUAAAUACUUUGUAAAUAAUAUACUGACUCAUACAUUAUUAGUAAAGUAUUCUGUAGUAUGUUUCUUCAUUCAU
Messenger RNA from Mya arenaria, 2763 nucleotides. RefSeq names its product neuronal acetylcholine receptor subunit alpha-6-like. The record is from RefSeq and is a predicted model, not a curated record. The coding region runs from base 325 to 1611 and encodes 428 amino acids. Gene Ontology annotation, biological process: nervous system process; signal transduction; monoatomic ion transmembrane transport. Gene Ontology annotation, cellular component: synapse; neuron projection; membrane. Gene Ontology annotation, molecular function: extracellular ligand-gated monoatomic ion channel activity; transmembrane signaling receptor activity; neurotransmitter receptor activity. The transcript has a single exon. NCBI's taxonomy places the organism in Eukaryota, Metazoa, Mollusca, Bivalvia, Myida, Myidae.